UCUUCUUCCUUUCACAAUUGUUCUUGACAGGAUUUUGGCAUGGCUGAAGAGUUUGCCACCAAGGCUCUCGAGCUCAAGCCUAAGUCCUAUGAGGCAUUUUAUGCACGUGCUAGAGCCAAAAGGAGCAGCAGGCAGUUUGCAACAGCGCUGGCUGAUCUUUAUGAAGCGGCACGUCUGUCCCCCAGUAACAGAGAGAUCAGACGUCUACUGGUACGUGUGGAGGAAGAGUGCCAACACCUGCAGCGACAGGGUUCCAAACACCCCACCUCUCACAGCAACCCCUCACACCACGAGGAAGACAACGAUGAGGAAGAAGAAGAUGACGACGACGAUGACCAGGACAUUGAGAGUUUGGAGAAAAGCCCAGACAGCCUCAGCAUAAACAUGUUGCAGGCAGAUGAGGAGGAGGAGCGGCGUGAGCAAGAAUCCUCUAGGCAGGAGAAGAGGAAGGAGAACUGGCAUCAGAGCCGCACCUUGCCUGAUUCUCUAGGCCUGGCUAUAUCGGAUGCCCAGUCCGUUGUCUCCACAGCUGCCCCUGGACGGGCCGCCCUCAGGCAUCUUCCAUCCAGACAGGCUCAAAGCAUGAAAAACCGAGAGUACAGCAGCUCACUUCAUGCAGAGGGAAGGACGCCCCAGAGCGCCGGGUCCAGCCCCAUGCCGAGCCGCCACCGGCCCGCCUCACUCCGAGCAGGGCCCUGCAUUGACAUUGGCCGUGUUGAGAGGGGUCCGCUCGGUGGUAGCAGAGAGGGCAGCACUCAGUUUGGUCAUGCAGAGAAGGCCGAAGGCAGCAUCGAGCCAAGGGGGGAAUUCUGCAGGAGCAGCAGUGUUAGAGUGUCAAACUCCUCCAGCGGGAACCUGGUGGAUUCCAGCCGAGUGCGCAAUUCCGUGGCGAGUGCCGACAGCAGCACAUGGCAAUCUGAGCAUAAGCCACGCCCAUUUAUGGGCAUCAUUGACAAGACUGCACGUUUCCAGCAGCAGCAAGGUCAUCAUGGCAAUCUGGUGUCUGGUUACGGCUGGCAAGGACUUGUGCCAGAAGGGCUUGUAGGGCACAAUGUUGGUGUUGUCAUGAACACGCACUCGCAGGGACUGACCAGUGACCUCCAAUACGCUAAAACAAGCGCUUAUCAGGAGCCCAUCCAUAACAGCACACAUACUCCUGACUUUCACCCAGACAAAUUUCAUGCUGGACCUGGAUACAAGGACAGUAACCCCAAGCACAAGCAGGCCAGCCUGGCCCGGGACAACCCCAUCCUGAUCAGCUCCAUCAAACCUAAACGCUCCUUUAUUGAGUCCAACGUGUAGCUACCAACUCAUACUUUACACUAAGCACAAAUUAUUUACAGUCUUACGAUUUAAAUAUAGGCUCCUCGGUUUUCAUCAACAAACCCAAUGUCAUUUGAGUCAGUUUUGAAGACUAAAUUCAAAGCAUUUUGUGUGAGUGCUCCAGGAAAGCGCACACGAUUAAAAGAUUGCCUUGCAUUUUUAAGCACAUUUUAAAUGCUACAUAUAAAUGCUAGAUAUGAUACAGAUGAUUUAUUAAUAAUGUAUUAAGAUAUCUGACCAGACUUUAGACUUCAGUAAGGACAUAGGACAUCGACCAAGAUGAAAUACUGUCUCUUACAGUAGGAUUGUGGGCCGGUCCUGUGUGUUUUCAAAAGGAUUUCCUGAUCGAAUGGUGUUGAGUCUGUGUGUGUGUGUGUGUUUGAGGAGAAGCGUGUUGUAUUUCUUCAUGAACUACUCACUGUUUGGACUAAUUUAUUCAUGGCUUGGUUGUCUAAUUAAAACAAUAUUAUAUUUUAUAUAUUAGUUAUUUUUGCACAGCUAUAUAUUAUGAAAUACCACUAUGAUUGUGAGAUUGACCUGAACUGUAUAAAGGAGACCAGGUUUACAUGCAUGUUAUAAAGCACCAUAUUCCGUUGUCUGAGGACAAAGAGGUUAUUUCGUAUGUACAUUAUUUGCAAUUAAUUUCAUGUAUAGGGUUGUUACGUAAUGUAUUUGAAUAAUUCAGCAACAUAUACAAUAAA
Molecule: messenger RNA, 2024 nt
Organism: Sinocyclocheilus grahami
Lineage: Eukaryota; Metazoa; Chordata; Actinopteri; Cypriniformes; Cyprinidae
Product: protein TANC1-like
Exons: 2
Coding region: 40-1302 (420 amino acids)
Molecular function (GO): protein binding
Source: RefSeq, a predicted model, not a curated record